This is a messenger RNA of Phaeodactylum tricornutum CCAP 1055/1, 1530 nucleotides long. RefSeq lists its product with no specific name. NCBI's taxonomy places the organism in Eukaryota, Bacillariophyta, Bacillariophyceae, Surirellales, Neidiaceae. Bases 124 to 1530 code for a protein of 468 amino acids. The transcript is spliced from 2 exons. The record is from RefSeq and is a predicted model, not a curated record.
CUUCGGCCAACCGUUCCCGCGUCCCGCGCGGUGUGUGUUUCCAGUGUGAACUCUCCCACACUUGUUGGUCAAGCAUCCAUCCAUCCAUCUACAACUUUACCUAUCUGCUCUACCAAAAUCACCAUGACGGAAACGGGCGGACUCACGCGAGCCCAGAGUCGCUUGGAAUUGCUUUCCAACACGGCCAGUGUCAUGGAAAGUUCAAAUAACUUGUUGGAGUAUCAUCAUCAUCCACCACCAGCAACGGAACUCACCGUCAGACCGACGUCGUCCAGUUGCGUUUCUCCGGCGGUACCAUCCGAACCCCCCGCACUAGUGGGAGUCGCCAGACCGUCCCGUCCUCCCGUAACGUUCCCUAGUCGCACUACGGUGCCUUCCUUGCUCUCCUCCGUUUCUCUCGACAAGGAAACAACGAAUCAUCGGGCACAUUCGUUCGACGAGUCCGUCGCCUUUGGGACCGAAGCGCGCUUCGGCUCGAACAGCGUCCAUGGACCACAACACACUACACACACACACGGCAACCAUCAUCUCAUUCAGUACAGUCCGUACAAGACAGCCGACUCGACGGGAACUUUCCUCGAGGCGAGUGCGCACGUUCCUAUACCGUCCUUGGCGACGUCGCGGCUGUCGCUUCCACCGCACCCACACACGGCCUUUCGUCCACCGCACUCGGUAGGUAGAACCCGGCAUCCACUCUCCGAGGGAAACGUCCGAAACUCCGGCGAUGCGUCCAUCGAGUCGACCCUGGCCGAGACUCUUACCCAUCGAACGACGUCAACGUCGUCACCGCCGCUUCCUCCCCACACGGUAUCGAUUGGAGAUACCCAGAACAUGCUCCGACACCAUCGUGACGAAUCGCCCGUGACGCGGGAACCCUUCGGUUUGCCGCGCUGGACACAACGGACCACCUACCCGUCGUUGCCGAACGGGGACCGCGACGCGGCUUCCCCGGUGGGACUCCCCUCGCACGAAGACUUGUUGCGGGAAAAUCAGGAUCUGAAACAACUCCUGCACGGGCGGGACGGCAUCGUGCUCGCCCUCCAACAAAGAGUUAUGGAACUCGAACGCAAGCUCCAGUCCCAAGUCCUGCCGACCCGCAAAAUUUCCCAAAUUCCUGUCGAGGAUAUGAUGAAUUUGAUGCGGGAAUACGGUUCCGAGAUCUCGGACGUGGUCAUGCCACCCCGCAAACUAAGCAUACAAAAGGCUUCGGUUGUGCGGCAGUUCCGCCGUUGGAAUCCCAACUUUUUUGAAUACUUUUCCUACGCGAACGGGCGCUGGGAACCCAAAUUGGGCCGCCAGGGCGAGCUUGCGCGCCGGCUCCAAUCCCGAAACGAACACGCGUUGGAAAAGAAACAAGCCGAGCACAACACCCCGUCGAGUUCCACCACGCCGUUGGCUUCUUCGACCCCCACGGCGUCUCCACGAAUCCGUCCUUCCAACGGGACCCAUCCGCCUCCAGCACCGAGCACGGUCACCGAUGGCAGCGACACAUUCCCGAUGCCGUCCGGUGAUGCGCAAGCGGAGAAAUAG